AUAUACAUAAAAAAAAUGAAAAAAAAAAAAAAUAUAUAUAUAUACGCCAGUAAAAACUACAAGCAUUACACAGUUUCACAUUGGAGCCACUCAGUUGAAGCAACAAGUGUUAUUCUUUAACUAAUAACAAUAAUAAUAUAAAAUGGAAUUGAUGAGAAUUACUCCAAGACAAUUGUUUAUUAAAUCAUCAUCAUUAAUUAAUACAAGAAUAAUAUUUAAUAGAUGUAUAACAUCUCAACAAGUAUUUACAAGAGAAAAUAAAUAUGGAGCUCAUAAUUAUCAUCCUUUGAAAGUUGCAAUAAAUCGUGCUGAGGGUGUAUAUAUGUGGGAUGUUGAGGGUAAACGUUAUUAUGAUUUUUUAAGUGCAUAUUCAGCAGUUAAUCAAGGACAUUGUCAUCCUCGUAUUUAUAAGGCAUUAAUUGAACAAGCUAAAAAUUUAACAUUAACAUCACGAGCAUUUUAUUCUGAUGUACUUGGAGAAUUUGAAGAAUAUAUUACAAAUCUAUUUGGUUAUGAUAAAUGGCUUCCAAUGAAUACUGGUGUUGAGGGUGGUGAGACUGCUUGUAAAUUAGCACGUAGAUGGGGCUAUGAUGUUAAAAAAAUACCAAAUAAUCAAGCUAAAAUUAUAUUUGCUGAGGGUAAUUUUUGGGGACGUACAAUGAGUGCAAUAUCAUCAAGUACUGAUCCAACAAGUUAUGCUGGUUUUGGUCCAUUUAUGCCUGGUUUUGAAAUUGUACCAUAUGAUGAUUUAUUAGCACUUGAAAAUGCAUUAAAAGAUUCAAAUGUUGCUGCAUUUAUGGUUGAACCAAUACAAGGAGAAGCUGGUGUUGUCGUACCCAAGGAUGGAUAUUUAAAAAAAACAAGAGAAUUAUGUACAAAAUAUAAUGUACUUUGGAUUGCUGAUGAAGUUCAAACUGGUUUAGCAAGAACAGGAAAACGUUUGGCUGUUGAUCAUGAACAUGUUAAACCAGAUAUAUUAAUAUUAGGUAAAGCAUUAUCUGGUGGUUAUUAUCCAGUAUCAGGUGUACUUGCCAAUGAUAAUAUUAUGCUUUGUAUAAAACCUGGUGAGCAUGGUUCAACUUAUGGUGGUAAUCCACUUGGUUGUAAAAUUGCACUUGAAGCACUUAAAGUACUUGAGGAAGAAAAUAUGGCUGAUAAUGCUGAUAAAAUGGGUAAAAUAUUACGUGAUGAAUUAAAUAAACUUCCAAAAAAUAUUGUUACACUUGUACGUGGUAAAGGUUUAUUAAAUGCAAUUGUUAUUAAUGAAAAUAUUGAUGCAAUGAAAAUAUGUAUUGAAAUGAAAAAUAAUGGUCUUUUGGCAAAACCAACACAUGGCCAUAUAAUACGUCUUGCACCACCACUAGUCAUUAAUGAAAUACAAAUAAAACAAGCAGCAUCAAUUAUUACAAAUACAAUAUUAAAUCAUUCCAAUAUAUUAUAAUAAUAAACGAAAUGAAAUGAAAUGAAAUAAAAUGUUGAAAAUAUUAA
Molecule: messenger RNA, 1488 nt
Organism: Aphidius gifuensis
Lineage: Eukaryota; Metazoa; Arthropoda; Insecta; Hymenoptera; Braconidae
Product: ornithine aminotransferase, mitochondrial-like
Exons: 4
Coding region: 143-1441 (432 amino acids)
Cellular component (GO): cytoplasm
Molecular function (GO): pyridoxal phosphate binding; L-ornithine transaminase activity; identical protein binding
Source: RefSeq, a predicted model, not a curated record